UCUGUCAAGAAAUUCCACGACGAGAUUUUUGUUCAGCUGAAAAAAGGCCAAUAAACUUACGAAAUUGAAUUUAUAUUGAAAAAUAUAAAAUUUAUCGUGGGGCGGUAAUCGCCGCGUGACACAUUUUGCAUUAUUUGGGUGGAUGUAAUUUUCGUAGAGUUAAUUUUGGUUGAAGGUUUGGAAACGGCAACUCACCAUGCCGCCGAAGAAAGCACCUGCGUCUGCGAGCAAGAAGACGGAGCAGAAGAAGAAGGAGAAAGUCAUAGAGGACAAGACCUUCGGUCUGAAGAACAAGAAAGGCGCAAAACAGCAGAAGUUCAUUCAGCAAGUGGAGAAACAGGUGAAGAGUGGCGGCAUCCACCCCGCCAAGCCCAUGGAAGACAAGAAGAAGGAAAAAGAACAGAAACUUAAGGAACAGAAGGAAAUGGCAGCACUUUUCAAGCCUGUGCAGACGCAGAAAGUGGAGAAAGGUACUGAUCCGAAAUCGGUGGUGUGCGCAUUCUUCAAGCAAGGACAGUGCUUUAAAGGCGAUAGGUGCAAGUUCUCUCAUGACUUGACAAUUGAAAGAAAGGCUGAGAAGCGUUCACUGUACGUGGACAUGCGAGAUGAUGACGACAACAUGGACAACUGGGACGAGGACAAACUCAAGGAAGUGGUCGAGAAGAAACACGCUGAGGACAAGCAGAGGCCCACAACCGAUAUUAUCUGCAAACAUUUCUUAGAAGCCGUAGAGAAAUCCAAAUACGGUUGGUUCUGGGAAUGCCCGUCAGGCGGCAAGUGUAUAUACAGGCACGCGUUGCCACCAGGCUUCGUCCUCAAGCGCGACAAGAAGAAAAUGGAAGAAAAAAAAAAUGAGAUAUCUCUGGUCGACCUGAUAGAGAGAGAGCGCGCGGCGCUUGGCCCCAACCAAACUAAGAUCACGUUGGAAACCUUCCUCGCGUGGAAGAAAAAAAAGAUCAAGGAGAAACAGGAAGCGAUGGCCAAAGACGAGGAGCAGAAACGGAACGACUUCCGCGCCGGCCGAGCCGUUGGCCUGUCAGGCCGCGAGAUGUUUUCGUUCGACCCCGCGUUGGCCGCUGCCGCCGACGCCGACGAGGACGGCGAGACUGUGGCACAAAUGGCCUACGACGACGACGACGACGCCGCGCAGUAUAGGGACAUCGAACUCGAGCUCAUCGGCAUGGAGGCCUCAGAGGCGGACGACACGGGCACAAAAGCGUCUGAAGACCGACUUACGCAGCUCGGCAAGGGGCUACCGAACGGCGACCACGCGCCCGCGGCCUCAGAGGCCGCAGAGACCGCGGAGGCCUCAGAGGCCGCCGUGCCCAUCAACGAGAACCUGUUCCUCGACGAGGACCUGGAUGAGGAGCUGCAGAACCUGGAUCUUGAGGACUAGUGGUCGAAGUACAUUCGGAGCCGAGUCGAUGAGCCCUGCAUCAUCAUUAUCACCCACUUACAGUGCACCCUUACGCCCGUUUCACAAACUAUGCUUGCUUAUGUGAAGCAGCAAAUCGAACGCACAGCGUUGAGAGCUCUGUGAUUGGUUCUUGUGUCACCCUGUGCGUCCACGCGCACUGGGGGACCUCAUGGUAAUGUUUUUGAAUACGGGCGUUAGAUUUAAACAAAAAGGGAAGCGACGGCAUAAACGUCUGUCCUAGAACAUCAGUUUUGACAGCUCCCAAUCGGUCUGACCUUCACGCAAUACGCGCGCGAAGCCGUCAUGUGUUUUUAAAGGUGUACGAAAAAUUUAUGAACUUAAAAAAGUCCACGACAUCAGUUUUCAUUUAUAAAAUGCAAUGAAACAUAAAAUUUCCACUCGGUGACUCUGUCAUUCGCCAUGUUGUCAGGAAAUUGUUUUUUCUAAGCAACAUAAGCACAAUAUCAAUAUGCCAUGUCUUCCCUUUUUUGUUUUUAGCACUUUUUAUGUAGGGCUCAUUCGAUAAUCGAUUUUAAUUUAAUUUAAGGGGCGACUGUGAAAUUUGGGGAGAUAAUAUUUCACCCAUAUUU
Molecule: messenger RNA, 2007 nt
Organism: Ostrinia furnacalis (Asian corn borer)
Lineage: Eukaryota; Metazoa; Arthropoda; Insecta; Lepidoptera; Crambidae
Product: zinc finger CCCH domain-containing protein 15 homolog
Exons: 7
Coding region: 197-1396 (399 amino acids)
Biological process (GO): cytoplasmic translation
Cellular component (GO): cytosol
Molecular function (GO): mRNA binding; metal ion binding
Source: RefSeq, a predicted model, not a curated record